Messenger RNA from Micropterus salmoides (largemouth bass), 1359 nucleotides. It is a transcript of the gene igsf5a, whose product is annotated as immunoglobulin superfamily, member 5a. The transcript has 8 exons. Lineage: Eukaryota; Metazoa; Chordata; Actinopteri; Centrarchiformes; Centrarchidae. Gene Ontology annotation, biological process: cell-cell adhesion. The record is from RefSeq and is a predicted model, not a curated record. Bases 10 to 879 code for a protein of 289 amino acids.
AACACUAGCAUGUUGUCUGCUUCCUGGACGUCAUGGCCUAACCUCUUCUGCAUCCAUUUAUUAUUGUGUGCAACUGGAGCGGUGUCAGAAAAAUUCCAGCUGGCGCCGCUGAAUUCAACAGUGCUACAAGGCUCCGAUGUGCGAUUCAACGCCACUGUGCAGGGAGUAAUGCAGAUCAUGACCUGGACUGUCCGAGGGAAUCUGGUCCUCACUGUUGCCAACAGUAGCGUAACCACAUCCUCAAAUCAGUUUUCGGCCAGAAUCUACUCCAGUGGUGACAUCAACUGUGUGGAGUUCACCAUCCAUAAGGUCACCUGCAGGGAGUCCGGCCCGGUCGUCUGCGCUGUGCUGGGGGAGUAUGGAUCAAAGACAGCACAGCUUUAUGUACAAGGUAAUGUCACCACAUACCAGGCUGCAGUUACACUAACAGAACCACAAUCCAGCUCUGUCUUCUUGGUGGUUGUUCCCAAGCCAACGGACUGGACCGUGCUGAUAGCUGUGGUUGUGUCCAUUGGAGGUUUUGCUCUGCUGGUUUUGCUCAUCCUCGGAAUCAUCUUCUGCUACAAACGCAGGAAAGAAAAACAACUUAACUACCAAGAUGAAAUGAGCAGGAGAGCGAGGACCCAGAGCCAGAUAAGUGGUGUCAAUGCAGCUGGGCAGAGACAGGGUCAAGUGAAUACAGGAUAUGUGCCAGAGGGUCAAACAAGUGUCGCUCCCAGUGAACUCACUGACAGUGGCUUUGGCCAAGCAAAUGGCUCCAGUGUUUUUGAGAUGCAUGGUGUUGUGACCAGUAACCAGGCAGUAAAUAGCUACAGUGGUGCUGACAACACUGUGGACAAAUCAGGCUUCAAGAAACACAGACAUGUCACCAUUGUGUAAGGACAGACAGAGGACCAGGACGUCUGCAAAUGUUUAUGAGUUUGAGUUUAUGAGUCAAACUUGCACAGCACCUUCAAAGUCUUACUGCUUUGGCUUCUAAAGACUGGGAAAUUGUGGGGAAAAGUACUAAUUCUGUCCCCACCAAAAACUGAUGUACUGUUGGCAGGGGACACGUAUUUUGUUCACUGCAGGAAUUUAGCUAUAUCAGCAGAAUAUAAACUAUUUUAAAUCAUAGGAAAUAUGUUAAAAACACAUUUAAAAUUGCAAAACAACUGUGUGUGCUACGGUAACAACUUGCAGUAGCAGGAUCAACACAUAGUGAGCACAAUUAACAACCAAACGUGAAACAACUGGAGCAGGAAUUGAAACGUUAAUUCUUUGGUUGAUCUCCAGAGGAUAUUUGUUAGUUGAAUAACUAUGUUUAUCUAAGCCAUAUUUUUUUGAGGCAUCAUGUAAUUAAAAUUAAAUAUUCAAAAGGUA